Messenger RNA from Danio aesculapii, 1227 nucleotides. RefSeq names its product trafficking protein particle complex subunit 5 (gene trappc5). Gene Ontology annotation, cellular component: TRAPPII protein complex; TRAPPIII protein complex; TRAPPI protein complex. Bases 169 to 735 code for a protein of 188 amino acids. NCBI's taxonomy places the organism in Eukaryota, Metazoa, Chordata, Actinopteri, Cypriniformes, Danionidae. The record is from RefSeq and is a predicted model, not a curated record. The transcript has 3 exons. Gene Ontology annotation, biological process: endoplasmic reticulum to Golgi vesicle-mediated transport.
UGUUACAUGCUAAGCUAAUAAUAGUAACCACGUAUAUAUAUUCACGAAACCCCAUAAUGCAACUACACGAUAAGCUUAAUGGAUGACUCUCUGGGUUAACUGACAGUUCAGGUCUUAGGCACCUUCAUUCUUUAAUUCGGAGUUUGAUUUGUAUCUGGUGUGUACGGAAUGGAGGUCCGCUUCACGCGAGGCAAAUCGGCGAUCCUGGAGCGCUCCCUGACGCGGCCGAAGACGGAGGUGAGCGUGAGUGCGUUCGCGCUGCUGUUCUCCGAGAUGGUGCAGUACUGCCAGAGCCGAGUCUACUCCGUGUCUGAGCUCCAGGCCCGACUGGCAGACAUGGGCCAAGGAGUCGGAGCCAGUCUGCUGGAUGUUCUUGUGAUGAGGGAGAAAAACGGGAAGAGGGAAACCAAAGUAUUAAACAUACUUCUCUUCAUUAAGGUAAAUGUAUGGAAAGCUUUGUUCGGAAAGGAGGCAGACAAACUAGAACAAGCCAACGACGAUGACAAAACAUACUACAUCAUUGAGAAGGAGCCAUUGAUCAACGCUUACAUUUCAGUACCUAAAGAAAAUAGCACAUUAAACUGCGCAGCCUUCACCGGUGGCAUUGUGGAGGCUAUUUUAACCCACAGCGGCUUCCCGGCCAAAGUGACCGUCCACUGGCAUAAGGGAACUACGCUGAUGAUCAAGUUUGAUGAGUCAGUCAUCGCUCGUGACAAAGCUCUUGAUGGCAGAUAGAUUUCUUUAUUUAUUUUUACUCUGGAGUAUGGAGUCAGGUUGAAUUUAUGGUUGUUUUCCCCAUUUUCUUUUAAUUACAAAUUCACCGUAACUGCAGAAUUCACUUCAUCGAGUGUAAAAUGAUGUGUUUACUAAUACACUAAUGCAGUGAAGGAUGAAAUUUGUUUAUUUACUAUAACAAUACAUGAAUUAUUUGUAAUAAAAUGGAAGUCCAUAUUGAAUUCAUUACAUUUGUAUUUCAAUUCAAGUAUCAGUGGAGUCACUGCACUGAUAUUGUGUGAAAAAACCCACCUUUAACUUCGCCAGUAUGUUUCAAACUGUGGAUAUGUUUAAUAUAGCAUACAAAAAAACUUGGUAUUUCUGCACUAGAAGAGAUUCAUAAACCUAUGUGUAGUAGCCAAGAAGUUAUAAUCAUUGUAUUUUCAAGGAUGAUUGUAUUUAUGUAUGUUUCAUUUGUUCAUAUGUACUUUACGUUUCUUUUUCAUCCUUAAA